GAGCGGGCCAGCCUGCCGCGGGGAGGGUGAGAGCUCUCUCGGCCGCUCACGGAUUUUCACGAAGCAUAUUUGAUACAGAACUGUUUGAGUGGUGUCAGACCUGCAGGACCCUGGAGGCACUUUGCUAAAUUAAGACUCUCCUGCAGAUGGAGGAACUGGAGCAAGGCCUGCUGAUGCAGCCAUGGGCAUGGCUACAGCUUGCUGAGAACUCCCUCCUGGCCAAGGUGUAUAUCACCAGGCAGGGCUAUGCCUUGCUGGUUUCAGAUCUUCAACAGGUGUGGCAUGAACAAGUGGACACUAGUGUGAUCAGCCAGCGAGCCAAGGAGCUGAACAAGCGCCUGACUGCUCCUCCCGAGGCUUUUCUUUAUCAUUUGGAUGAUCUGCUUCGCCCGUUGUUGAAGGAUGCUUCUUGCCCUGGCACGGCUACAUUCUCCUGUGAUUAUGUGGAAGAGGCACUGAUACUACGGGUGCGGAGUGAGCUUUCUGGCCUCCCAUUCUAUUGGAAUUUCCACUGCAUCCUAGCUAGCCCUUCACUGGUCUCCCAACAUUUGAUUCGACCUCUGAUGGGCAUGAGUCUGGCAUUGCAGUGCCAGGUGAGGGACCUAACAACGUUGCUUCAUAUGAAAGAUCUAGAGAUCCAGGACUACCAGGAGAGUGGGGCUACACUCAGCCGAGAUCGGUUGAAGACAGAGCCAUUUGAAGAGAAUUCCUUCUUGGAACGAUUUAUGGUAGAGAAACUACCAGAGGCAUGCAGUAUUGGUGAUGGAAGACCCUUCGCCACAAAUCUGCAGAGUUUGUAUAUGGCAGUCACCAGACAAGCGAUCCAGGUGGGACAGAAGCAUCAUGACGCUGGAGAUCCCCAGACCUCAAGCAGUGCUUUCUCACAUAGAACUGAUAACCAACUUUUGAACCAGGUAGAAGAGCUGGUCUCCUCAACACCAUCCCUCCCAGGACCUGAGACAGAGCCCACAGUUUCUUCAGGCCCUAUGCAGAGACCUCAGCUGUUGAAAGUCAAGAGGAAGAAGCUAAGGGGGCUUUUCAGUUAACUUGUCACCAUCUCAACUGCUGAGGAUGGACUUGGAGAGUAGUUUCCUAGUGUUACCUUGGAAGGAGCUCCUGUGGCAGCAGCAUCUUUGACACAGAGUUAUACAGUCAGAGACUCCACUGUAAGGGCCAGAUAACUAAAGCUCAUGUUGACAGGCAUGGCUACUGUUAACAAGGGAGUCCUGGCUCCAAUCUACUGGGCACUGGCCUUCCUUGUCUGAGUGAAAGACAGUUUCUGGGAAUCCCAUACCCUCUUUUCGUUUAGGGAAGGUUCUCUAGACUUAGGAUCUACUAUGGACUUUAGGUAUAUGGGGCAGGUCAGCAAAAAGGCACAACAUACUAAGGAGGUCUUGCCUAUCUUUCUAGAGUCCUUAGCUACUCCCAGAUGCUCCUCAGAGACACUCUCUUCUCUAGCACAGAAUAAAAAGCACUCACACUCCUGC
Budorcas taxicolor (takin) is the source of this 1487-nucleotide messenger RNA. RefSeq names its product non-homologous end joining factor 1 (gene NHEJ1). NCBI's taxonomy places the organism in Eukaryota, Metazoa, Chordata, Mammalia, Artiodactyla, Bovidae. The coding region runs from base 147 to 1046 and encodes 299 amino acids. Gene Ontology annotation, biological process: double-strand break repair via nonhomologous end joining. Gene Ontology annotation, cellular component: DNA ligase IV complex; nucleus. The transcript is spliced from 8 exons. The record is from RefSeq and is a predicted model, not a curated record. Gene Ontology annotation, molecular function: DNA end binding.